AUGGGGUUUGUAGAAGGGAAGAUCGUGGAGGAGAAGGUUUUCAAAGGAAAGGUCUUCCCAAAGACGCUUCUUCCCUGUAACAGGUGCGAUCUAAUAGAGAUGGUGCGAGGUGAGCGUGAGCAGCUCACAGAUCUACUGCUACGGCACGGAGCAAUCCUCUUCAGGGGCUUUGGGGUAUCCUCCGCCGAAGAAUUCUCACGUGUGGUUGAAGCGUUCGAGUGGGAUGAUAUGCCUUACAUGGGCGCCGCCAUCCGUGCGAAGGUGGUCAACAGGAUCUUCACCGCCAAUGAUAGUCCACUGGAUCAGCUCAUCUACUUUCAUCACGAGAUGUCCCUGUUUAAAGAGUUCCCUUCGAAAAUCUUUUUCUUUUGUUUGGAACCAUCACCGGAAGGCAGCCAGACGUCAAUAUUGCCAAGCUACAUUGUAGUGGAGAAGAUGGAGGAGCUUAUGGCGGAAUUCGUAGCGAAAUUAGCCCAGGUCGGGUUGACUUUCCGGCUUAGGACUGUAAAUGAUGCGGAUUCUGGCGACAUUGUCAAAGGCAAGACAUGGAAAGAGCUGCUAAAAACCAACGACAAAGUGGAAGCUGAAAAGAGGGCACUAGAGAGUAUAGCAUGCGACGCAAUGGAAUUCCACUCUGAUGGAAGUGCCGAUUUCAUUUUCGGGCCAUUGGACCCGAUAAAGGAGUUGGGAGGAAAGAGGGUUUGGUUCAAGCCAAUGUUGGGCUACACCGGCAAUGAGAAAGACGUCCAUAUCAGCUUCGGCGACGGAAGCCCAUUCCCUCCAAAGGCCACUGAAGCCUACAAGAAAAUCUCAGUCGAGAACAGCGUGGAUCUGAGCUGGCAAAAGGGCGAUGUCUUAUUGGUCGAUAAUCUUAUGAACCAGCAUGCGAGGCAGCCCGGGAAGCAGCCACGUACCAUAUUGGUGUCCUUAUGCAAAUGAAUUGAAAUGCGUGUAUGCCUAUGUAUUUCACCAAGUUUAUAAGAAUUUUAUGCUCUUUCGAGAAAAGGUGUUGGACG
Messenger RNA from Magnolia sinica, 1016 nucleotides. RefSeq names its product clavaminate synthase-like protein At3g21360. The coding region runs from base 1 to 939 and encodes 312 amino acids. The record is from RefSeq and is a predicted model, not a curated record. Gene Ontology annotation, molecular function: oxidoreductase activity. NCBI's taxonomy places the organism in Eukaryota, Viridiplantae, Streptophyta, Magnoliopsida, Magnoliales, Magnoliaceae. The transcript is spliced from 3 exons.